Messenger RNA from Mercenaria mercenaria, 4345 nucleotides. RefSeq lists its product as uncharacterized. The record is from RefSeq and is a predicted model, not a curated record. Bases 542 to 1651 code for a protein of 369 amino acids. Lineage: Eukaryota; Metazoa; Mollusca; Bivalvia; Venerida; Veneridae. The transcript is spliced from 2 exons.
UGAUUGUCCGUUUCCGAAAUCUUUAAACAAUAAACAGCAAUAAAGUGGUUCAAUACAGUUGUAAAUAUUAAUUUCCUAAGUGACAGUUUAAUGGGGAUAAUAAAUAUAAAGAAGGAUUCAGAUUUAUGGACACUAUGAUAAUCUACGGACUAUUUUGUAUGUUCUCAGUUGAGUAAAGCAUAUCUUCGGCUUGCAUUGUUUUUAAUAUUCAUUUUCCUUUUGGCUUGAUAAACAUGAUUUUUGUGAUCAAAACAUUUAUAAUCCGAGUUUCUACACUUAAGAUGAUAUUGCGGUCCAGAAAGACGGUGCUUUCUUCUAUCACAUAUAACGUUUGCUAAUCAAUGGAAGUUGUAUUUUAAUGAAGCGGUUUAAUUUCAAUUCAGUUGUUCUCUUUUGAAGUUAUUAUAAAAUUAAGUUGUGAAUUGAUUCUAAAAGGAUUGAUGGACUGAACAAGGAUGCUUUGGACAUUUAGUUUCUGAAGAAUAAAUCGAAUUUUGUCGGGUAACACAUUUUAAACAGAUCAGUGUGUGCAGAAAAAACAAUGUGUUCUUUCAUUCAGACUUUGAAAACCAAAGGAAUAUGGAUAGUAAUAAUGUGCACGUUCUUGUCGCUGUUCUAUGUCGCACAUCAAAUAAAUGUGGCCAGUUUUUCAAAGCCAUUUGCUUUAAUUGAAAUUGUGAGCGGGAAAAAUUCUUUUAUAGAAGUGAAGCCUGUCGGGAAUAGUGACAACGAAAAUACUCAUUCCGGAACAGGUAAAAUUGUGCUAAACGAGAAAAAUGUUUUGAGAGAAUUUACUACUAAAAAUUUAGCGGAUUUAAGUAUUUCAUCUAUGAAAGGAAAGGAUUCACUUAUGUCAACAAGCGCCGCCGGGAAUUUGCACAAUGAUCCCUUGUCUAAACCCCCUAAUUCCAGUAUGAAUAAUGUGAACGAUAGUACUGAAAAAAUACUUAAAAGUGAAAUAAAAAUUGGCAUUUUAAUCCCGUCGUCAACCCGUAAGAUUAAAAAUCCGCUGGUAGAAAAAUUGAGUUUAACCACUAUUUGCUUGCCUUCCCUUUAUAAAACUGUGGAAGAGGAAUAUACAUAUGUUAUGUAUGUUGGAAUAGAUAAGGGUGAUUAUUUAGAAACUGUUAAAGAUAAACUGGAAACGAUGUUUGAUAAAGUAAAAGCUGUUGUUACUCGUGGUAGAACAUUUACAAAAACUGUUAAUGCAAUAGCACGAGUGGCUUAUGAAGAUGGCAUGGAUUAUUUUGUUCGCAUUAACGAUGACAGCUCCAUGGAAACUCAGAACUGGACAUCGAAAGGGAUAUCAAUUCUGCAGAACUACACUCCCCCGAAUAUAGGUGUCGUUGGACCAACGUGCCAUGAAGGAAACACUGGAAUAUUGACACACGAUAUGGUUCAUCGUUCACAUUUAGAAAUUUUUGACUUCUAUUACCCUCCAUAUUUUGAUAACUGGUGGGCUGAUGAUUGGAUAACAAAAGUUUAUUCCCCUGAGCGAUCAACCAAACUGCCUUCUUGGGUUGUGAAACAUCAUCUAAGCUCGCAUGGGACAAGAUAUAAAGUAGACUUUAAGAAGCAUAUUCGGCUAAAUAAGACACUGACCUUCGACCAAGAAAGACUUGAUGAAUACCUUAGCAGCAUGCACAAAUAAAAGUCUGUUCUCGUCUUUAUGAUGCUUGAUAUUGUCAUUUAUUAUUUGUCAUCUGCAACUGUCAGGUCAGCAACAUUUCUUACAGUUUUAAAUUAUUUUCUCAUUUUUAUGGCUUUCUUCGACUUGUAAUUAAGAUUAUGGGUUAUUACCAAUCUGACUGAAGUUCUCAAUCUUCCUAAAAGUUAGAUCUGAAGACAGCCAAUUCAAAUUCAUCAUUCUGUUUAAUCGGAUUUCCAAUAUUGCUAUCUAUUUUUAUUUGAACCAAUCAGACGACUCGUUUCAACGAGCGUUUGGCUAAAAGGGACUGAACUCAGAUUUUUGCUAAAAUAAUUUUUAUUUCGAAUAACAGUUUCGUCAUAUUAUGAACAUAAGAACAUGAGAUUUUGUUUUUAAACUAUCUUAAAAAAGUAAAUCAAGCAAAACUCACGUCCGAAUCGGGAAUUGAACCCGGGUCGCCCCAGCAACAAACUUUUCCUGCGUUCUUCACCAGUACACCACAGAGGAACACGUACUUAUGGAUGGUUAAAUAUAAAGCUUUGUAAUUAAGGCAGUUUACCUCCGGUACCCAUAACAAACGCUUUUCAAUUUUGAUGGGAAAAAAAUAAAUGUGCGCUCUGUACACAUGAAAACAAAUGUAUUCAAAGAUAAAUGUGCCCCUUUUAAAAUAGAAUUUGUAGCGUGAAAUAUCAGAUAAUCUAUGCAUGUAUUCCUAUAACGUUAACAUAAUCAUUAAAGAUAAAAAUGAAACAUGUAUUAGAAACCUGUUCCAUUCAACUUAAACGACGACCGUAAGAAAAUUAGAGCGUUAUUGGUCUUGCACUUUUGGUUUGCUUCUUAAUCAACUUCUUGUUUGUCUUUACAGCUGGAGUCAGACUAUCUUCUUAGAAAGGAAGAACUUUAAUUAUUGUAUUAUUGAAAGAAGUGUUUUUGUUAACUUUCAAUCAUAAAUAUGUAAACAGUAUUCAAGUGAAGAAGUCGUGUCUCAUAAUUUAUAUGUUAUAUGAAAGUAUGUAUGUGAACACAGGUAUGUAAAUUAUUGGGAAUAAAUUCGUUUAUACUAAACAGUAUUAAUAUACAUAUAAACAAUAAUAUCUACAACAGUUACCGCAAAAUAAAGUCUUCUGAAAUGGUUCCUAACUUACUAAAGCGACGACUGUAAUGCGCAAAUGUGCAAUUUUACCUAUAGUAAAUAAGCGAUGGUAUGCAGAACUUAAUGUGUGUUUAUUGAGAGGUAUAAUAGAGCGAAGCAAAGAAACAUACUGGAAGUGUUUAAGUACAAUAAAGUCACAUAAAACACUGACAAUGCUGCAAUUUCAUAGCCCCGUUAACAUUUUCUGGAAGCACAGUAUAAAAUAAUCAAUCAUCUGAAAGCUGUGACACAUAGCCAGGCCUUUUUUAAAAUAGAAUUUCAUAAAUGGCCUAUAAACCAUAAAAACACCACGAAAAUUAAAAUUAGGGGCCAUGUAUCGUUUUAGAGAGAUUUUUUGUUUGCCGGGUGAACGCUAUGGGAUUCUUCCGAACUGAUAACUUAAAUGUGGGGAUGAACGUAUUUGUAAUGUUUGUUUACAUUUCUAUAAAUGCAAUAAAAAAAAAAAUCUUGAAAAUGCUACCGAAAUGUCAAGUGUAGGUUCAGAAUAAAAACCGAAACUGGCUUGCAUAAGACAUGAAAAUGCCACUUUAACUGGGAAAAAGUUUAGGAUUUUGUUUCUGCCAUUAUCUUAUUACCUAUUAAGUACUACUUAGUACACUUAAAGCAACAUUUUACCGCCAUUUUGAGACUGAAAUAACCGCGCGAAAAAUAUGGAAAAAACGUCGCACAGUUCGAUGCUACGGUAGUUGAAGUAUAGUUUCUAUCUGGGUGAUUGAACCAAGCCGAAAGAAAUAAGUCAACAUAUGUACAAGGUUGCACAAAUUACUGGUAUUUUUUAUGAUCAUCCGAUAUUAAUGCGGCGUAUGUUCAAAAUAGACAAAGCAGCUAUAGAAAAAAAUCAAACAAAAUUACUCUAAAGAUGUACAUAUUUCAGCUAGUAUGGGCAGUUUAUGUGUUAAUAAAUGAAAAUAAUUAGACAAUACAUGUUUCCUAUGUAAAUUAAAUCACUAAAUCACCAAAAAUAGCAGUCCUGUCAUGGCGGAUUAAGUUUUGUUUUCGGUGGCUGUACAUAAAGCAUUUUCCCAUAUAUUUAGAAAGUUGUUAUGUCAGUCACUUUAAAGUGGAAUAAAAGAAUAUAUAUAUAGCUUAAUUGUGUAUGUGAAGUAACAUUCAUAAUCAAAUGUCAAGCAAUAAGAAUUGUUUGUUAUAUGAAAAAUACUUCCGCAUUAUUAGUAUAAGUAUAUUUUUAUACUGUGUUUAGUUAUACAUGUAUUGAGUGUGUACCGUUUUAAACCUGGUGUAUAGUACUGUUAAUAUAAAGGAAACAAAUAUGUUAAUUUAUAUUGUUUACAUUAACUUUAUGUAGUAAUGAUUCAUGUUUCCAAAUAUGAAAUUUGGGCCUAGUAUGUGAGGGAGAAAAUGUUAAAAAUGCUAAUCAUAUUUUAAAAAAAUAUGCAUUCAAGGAGUUUCCCUUCAGCUAAGUUAAGGCAACAAAUCCUAGCUAAAUUGUUUAAGUCACCAUUACACUUUUUCCUGAUACUUUACACGAUCUAUUGUUCAACUUCCGGAAAGGAUGUAGACAGAAUAAACAUUCGAAACAUAAA